Molecule: messenger RNA, 3675 nt
Organism: Clonostachys rhizophaga
Lineage: Eukaryota; Fungi; Ascomycota; Sordariomycetes; Hypocreales; Bionectriaceae
Source: the annotation of a GenBank genome assembly
AUGACACGCACUUCGAAUGUUGGGCUCACCUGCCUCUUCAACGGCGGGGAGAACUUGAACGCUGACGUCGUCCUUGUACAUGGCUUUGGCGGACAUCCGGAAAGUACUUGGUCAAAGAGUACUUUAUCAACCGAGCAAGACGAGCAGAGAGUCCCUGAUGAAAUUCAAACUCGAGGCCGAAAACGAUAUCGCUUCCAUGACGCGGAACGAUUGAAGAAAACACAAGAAAAUGCACCGAGGACGGCCAUAUUUCCUAUCGGAAAUGCUUUCGUGGAAAGCUCGCAGUUGGAUCAAGCCGGCUCGGUUUCUUCCCACACCUCUUCGAAAGUCUUUUGGCCGCAAGAUUUGCUUGGGCGGGAUUUUCCCAAUGUUCGAGUUAUGACCUAUGGCUAUCAGCCAGACCAGGAGGAAUCAUUCCAGGCAAAUCUUCUAUCUCUAAGCAACCAUCUUCUUUCUACACUAGAAAGUGAGCGGAGAGGUGUGUCGGGCCGUCCCAUAGUUUUUAUAGCACACAGCCUUGGUGGGAUCCUUGUAAAGAAAGCUCUGGGCUUAUCUCGUUCUACCGCCUCAAUUCGGAAUGUAACAAAGGGGGUCAUCUUCCUUGGAACCCCUCACUGCAAACCUCACGGGGAAUCAUGGGGCGAACUGUUGAAGAGGAUUCCUGGCGAGUUCGUCGCUACAAAUACAACCCUAUUUACGUCAUUGGAUUCUCAACUCAACGAAGAGGAGCUAGAGGCUAUUCGAGACGUCUUCGAGAAAAUGCUAUAUCGCCCAAGUAACAAAAAGCCUUUCGUUAUGACAUUUACUGGAGCCGUCGUGGGUGGACCUGCUGGGUCUAUAUCUUAUCCGGCUAUUCCAGUCGAAUCCGCUCUGCUCAACGCGUCGUGGGCCAAAACCAAGACGCUUGAAGGGACCCACGAAACCAUGUGUGAAUUUAGUUCACCAAAUGAUUCCAAUUAUCAGCUGCUAAGAGGUCAAUUACUCCUUGCACUUCAGAGAAUCGACGAUGGGAAGAGGAAAAUAGAGAAGCAAAAGCUGGAGAGGAAAGAUAAGAGGGACAUACAAAAACUGCAAGGAGAGUGGUUUCUGAAGCUGCUGGCUUGCCCCUAUUGGGAACGCAAAGAUGAGCCCAUCCCGCCUCAAACAGAGGGAACAUGCGAGUGGUUCCUAAACCACGCCUUAUAUAAAUACUGGCGCAACUCUCGCACGGCCAAUGUUCUCUUAGUCUCAGCUGACCCCGGAUAUGGAAAGUCGGUCCUGGCUAGGCAUGUGGCCGAAAAUGUGCUACCAAGCAACAAGAGUAGGCUGACAUGUUACUUCUUCUUCAAUAACGACUACUCAGAUCAGAAAUCCGUAACAGGGGCUCUACUCUGCAUACUACACCAAGUCUUCAAGGACUUCCCAGCCGACUUCUCCCCAAAGGCACUCCAAACGAUCAUCAAAAAUAACGACAAGACUCUAGAGUUAUUCCACCACUUCUGGGACAUCCUGCUUUCCGUGGCAGAGCGCGAAGAACUCAAAGAAGUUCUUUGCAUUCUCGAUGCCUUGGACGAGGCCAGUGAACCAGGACGGGGUCAAUUCAUCAAGGCCUUGGGGAAACUGCACUCCCAAUCAAGAGUCAGAGCAGUGAGACUGAAAUUUCUCGUGACAAGUCGACCUUGCCUGGAUACUUCCUCACUAGGACAGCAAAGAGUAAACCUCCAUUUGAGCGGUGAGAGUGACAGAGGGGUUGGCAGGAUCAGUGAGGUCAAACUUGCAUUGCAACAAGAAGCAGGAAGAUUAAUACAGAAACACCGUUUAGGUCCGGAAGAUGGCGAUUUCCUCAUCGCAGAACUCUGUCGAAAUCCUUACCCCACAUACUUGUGGGUGUAUCUUGUCAUGGAAGAGGCCGACAACAUUCUUCUCGAUCAAGACGAUAUUCGAUCAAAGGUCCAGAAACUCCCUCAAACAGUAGACGGAGCCUAUGAGAACAUACUAGCAAAAGCCAGGGAUGCAGAAUCCACUCGGCGCGUUCUACACAUAAUUCUGGCAGCUCAAAGGCCACUCACACUCAAGGAGAUGUCAUUCGCUCUGGCAAUAGGACCCGGCCACAAGCCGCCUGAUGACAAUAAGUUGAUCUCGGAGACAAAAGUCUGUAAUGACAUUCAAGACCUGUGCGGUGCCCUUGUGCGAAUUGUCAACUCCAAGAUAUACCUAGUGCACCAAACAGCCAGAGAAUUCUUAGUCUCUUCACAUGCGCCAGUACAGCCAUCAGAUACCAAUGACGGUAUAUCGCCUGCCUCUUCGUCGCAAUGGAAGUCUACAUUUCAGCCUCAAGAAUCUCAUCAGAUUCUUGCCGAGAUAUGCCUUAGGCGGAUCGCCUUGUGUGAGUGUCGCCUUGACCAAUAUCAGGGUAAUACGGAGAUAAGGGACGAUCUCAAAGGAUGUCCAUUAAUGAGCUACGCAUCGCAGCACUGGGCUGAGCACUUUCGAAAAGGCGACGGGAUGCACAAAGCUUCCAUCAUCAAAACUGCGAUGGAUUGUUUCACUGCGCGCCCGCUCGCUUCUCAGGCAUGGUUCGAAAUACUUCAAACGGCUGGAAACUUCUACAUUGGCCCUGAUAAACCUACCUCGCUGGCGCUUGCCGCAUACUUCGGGCUCGGAGUAGUGAUCGAGCGACUUCCCAAGGACGCCCCUGAAACAGUCAACGAAAAAUCCAGCGGCUUCACACCACUACAGUGGGCAGUUAGAGGAGGUCACAGGGGUGUUACACAGCAACUCAUUGAAGCAGGUGCUGAUGCAGAUUUGAGGGCCGAAGACAGUAGGGCAGCCUUGCAUUUUGCAGCUGAGCGAAAUGAUAGGGCCCUCAUGCAACAGCUUGUGUCAGCUGGUGCCAAUAUAAACACUCUUGAUAACUUAAAAAGGACAGCUUUACAUCUUGCAGCUGCUAAAGGCCAUCCCGAUAUGGUUCGGCAGCUUCUCGCAGCCGGUGCUACUGCCAAUAUACAGGAUUCACACGGCAAAACGGCCCUGCAUUUAGCAAUCGACAGCGGUAAUUCGGCUGUUGUGCAGAGCCUCGUUGCAGGCGGCUCGGAUAUCAGCAUCCAAGACACCAUGGGUCAGACAGCGCUACAGCGGGCAGCUAAAAGGGGCCACAUCGAUCUCGUGCAACUGUUGAUGGGCGCCGGCGCCGACAUUCGUGUACGAGACAACGAAGGCCAGACAGCGCUGCACCUCGCAGCUUCCCAAGGACGUGAAGCCGUUGUACGGCAUCUUAUUGCAGCCGGCUCGGAUAUAAGGACAGGGGACAGGCGUGACAGAACGCCGCUGGAGCUUGCGGCCAGAAAGAGCUGCGGAGAGCUUGUGCUACUGCUCAUGGGAGCCGGCGCCGAGAUAAAUCAUCAGGACAGGGACGGCAACACGGCGCUGAUCUGGGUUGCCAGAAAUGCAGACAAUGCUUUGAUGCGGCAGCUCAUCGGAGCCGGAGCUGACAUGGGUCUGCACGACAGGUGCGGCCGGACAGCGUUUCUCUGGGCAGCCUCGCUAGGCCAUCUGGCUACUGUGCAGCAGCUUCUUGCAGCCGGAGACGAUGCGAGUGUACGGGACCAAGGCGGUAGGACGGCGUUGGAUUUGGCGGUUGCCAAGAGUCGCGCGGGUGUUGAGCGGUUCUUGAAAAGCAUGGAUUUCAAAUGGUAA